AGGUGCCCGCCGACGCCUCGUGCUGCUGGGAGUGCAAGGUGAUCCAGUCCGAGGUCGCCGCGGUGUACAGCUGGCUGGAGGUCUUCGUGGACGACCGCGUGGCCUCCGCGAUGGCUGCCGCCGCGAGGGGCCCCGGGCACGGCGCCGUGAACAACGGGGAGUGCAAGGCGCCAUCGCCUACCUCGCCGGUGUUUUGCGAGGAGAGCUGGUGCAGCGGCGACGGGACGCGGCUCCGGGAGUUCGGGGCAGCGCAGCUGCAGCUGCUCCAGCGGCACCUGCGCGCCGCCGUGCUCCACGGCCGGGCGUGCGCCCCGCCUGUGGCGGCGGCCGCGGGCGCGCCUGCCGGCGAGGCUCCGGCGCCGCAGCACGAAGGCGUCGAGUCCUUCGACGGGCGUCACUGGGCCGCGGAGGGGCGCGUCGACAGCUUUGAGAGAAGGCUGGAGGACAUGGGCAUCGAGCUUUUGAAGCGGUUCUCGGCUUUGGAGUUGAGGAUGACCAGUGUUGAGAGGACAACGCGGGAAUCUUCCGUGUGGCGUGAGAAGUGCACAGUGGACGUUGAGGCGGCGCUCGAACGGCUGAGGGAGGUCGGCGAGCUCAAGCGGUGGGCGCGGAGAGGGCACGGACCCGCUUCUUUCGGUGGCAACGCAUGGGAGCCUCGUGUGCCCUCAGAGCCCCAUCUUUCUCG
Molecule: messenger RNA, 685 nt
Organism: Prorocentrum cordatum
Lineage: Eukaryota; Dinophyceae; Prorocentrales; Prorocentraceae
Source: the annotation of a GenBank genome assembly